CCGUUCUUUGAAGUCUUGCAUCGGCUAUCAUUUGGAGGUUCGACCUGUUCGCUUUCCAAGUAGUGCAGCACACGCAGGUCACCGCCAGGCUCGGGUUAAAGGGGCGUUUACCUGGUACUUGACUCGGGGGAGACCCCCCGGGAGAAAGCAAUCCGACGCGAGCGGCUCUUUUUCAAGGCGAUAAAGCGCAUCUUUCCUUCUUAUCGUCGUCUCUUGGUGUUCCUUCUUGCUCCGGGGCAUAAGUCAUUUUAUGGCUUCCAUUGCAUGUAAUGCUGGAAGCUCUUUUAACUUAUUGAACAGAGAAGCAUUCAAGGUAUCUCUUAAGAAUCACAUCCAAGGAAGCUUGAAAAAUAAUCUCUCUUUGGAAGACUUUCGUACAUGGAACACAUUUUCACUUUCAUCAUUUAGAACUAAGGGGCCUUUCCUGUCCUCGUCUUUGAGCUCAUUUCGAAGGGUUUUGAGGGCUCCUACUUGUUCCAAUUCAGAUCCAGGGCAAUCCAUAUUGACUACCAAUAAUAAUGGCGAUGCAAAUUCUUCAGAAAGGAGGCUGGUUGUAUUGGUUAUUGGCGGUGGUGGAAGAGAACAUUCUCUUUGCUAUGCCUUGAAGCGAUCUCCAUCCUGUGGUGAAGUCUUUUGUGCCCCUGGUAAUGCAGGGAUUGCUCACUCUGGGGAUGCUACUUGCAUAUCAGACUUAAACAUCUUGGACAAUGUGGCUGUGAUUUCAUGUUGCCAUACAAGGGGAGUUGAGCUAGUUGUGGUGGGCCCAGAAGCUCCUCUUGUGGCUGGACUUGUGGAUGAUCUUACAAAGGCUGGAAUCCCAACUUUUGGCCCUUCAGCUGCGGCUGCAGCACUGGAGGGGUCGAAAGACUUCACAAAGAAGUUGUGUGACAAAUAUGGAAUACCCACUGCAAAGUACAAGACCUUUGCAGAUCCAUUGGAAGCUAAAGAGUAUGUUAAAGAGCAAGGAACACCCAUUGUUGUUAAGGCUGAUGGAUUGGCUGCUGGGAAGGGAGUUAUUGUGGCAAUGAACAUACAAGAGGCAUUUGAUGCAAUAGACUCUAUGUUGGUGGCCAAUACUUUUGGUUCUGCUGGUUCACGAAUUAUUAUUGAGGAAUACCUCGAGGGCGAAGAAGCUUCUUUCUUUGCUCUAGUGGAUGGUGAAACUGCCUUACCUCUUGAGUCAGCCCAAGAUCACAAAAGAGUUGGUGAUGGUGAUACUGGUCCAAAUACGGGUGGAAUGGGUGCAUAUUCCCCUGCUCCAGUCUUAACAAGUGAGCUACAGUUUUUGGUGAUGGAAUCAAUAAUUCAUCCUACAGUGAAGGGAAUGGCAGCAGAAGGUUGCAAAUUUGUUGGGGUGCUGUAUGCUGGGAUUAUGAUUGAGAAGAAAAGUGGUUUGCCCAAGCUUAUUGAGUACAAUGUGCGUUUUGGAGACCCAGAGUGUCAGGUUCUCAUGAUGCGUUUGGAGUCCGACCUGGCACAAGUACUGCUUGCUGCUUGUCGAGGAGAGCUGGGUGGGGUGUCACUUAGUUGGUCACCUGGAUCAGCUAUGGUAAUUGUGAUGGCAAGCAAUGGUUAUCCAGGGUCUUAUGAGAAGGGAACCAUCAUUAAAAAUCUUGAAGAGGCUGAGCUUAUUGGCCCAAUGGUUAAGAUAUUUCAUGCAGGAACAGCACUAGACUCAGAGGGCAACUUCAUUGCCAACGGUGGGCGUGUGCUUGGCGUCACUGCAAAAGGAAAGGAUUUAGCAGAAGCCAGAGAUAAAGCUUACAAAGCAUCUGAAGUAAUCGACUGGCCUGAGGGGUUCUUUCGACGGGAUAUAGGUUGGCGAGCACUUUCUCACAUAUACACAAAGACUAGUUGAUUAGCAGAUGAUGCUCAGAGAUUUGGGACCGAUGGUUAAUGUCACAGGAAAGUGUUCUGAACUUUUUUUGUUUUUUGUUUUUUUCUCAAUAAUGUUGUCAACCUGAAAUUAGAGGACAACAUGCAAAUGUUUGUUUGACAUGGUUAGAUGAAAUCCAAAGUUGUGGGAGGGAGGAAACUCUAUUUAUA
This is a messenger RNA of Musa acuminata subsp. malaccensis (wild Malaysian banana), 2046 nucleotides long. RefSeq names its product phosphoribosylamine--glycine ligase. NCBI's taxonomy places the organism in Eukaryota, Viridiplantae, Streptophyta, Magnoliopsida, Zingiberales, Musaceae. Gene Ontology annotation, molecular function: phosphoribosylamine-glycine ligase activity; metal ion binding; ATP binding. The record is from RefSeq and is a predicted model, not a curated record. Gene Ontology annotation, biological process: purine nucleobase biosynthetic process.